This is a messenger RNA of Thalassophryne amazonica, 1296 nucleotides long. RefSeq names its product glucoside xylosyltransferase 1-like. Lineage: Eukaryota; Metazoa; Chordata; Actinopteri; Batrachoidiformes; Batrachoididae. The transcript has 8 exons. Bases 82 to 1296 code for a protein of 404 amino acids. The record is from RefSeq and is a predicted model, not a curated record. Gene Ontology annotation, molecular function: UDP-xylosyltransferase activity. Gene Ontology annotation, biological process: protein O-linked glycosylation via N-acetylgalactosamine.
GGUGAGGAUGCUAGCUAAGCCAGUGCUACAAGGUACACUGAAAGAAAUAAAAAUGUUUUGAUUAAUGCAUUGAAGCACAAAAUGCGAUGCUAUCUUCAGGCAUGUGUCCUGUGCGUGCUGUUCGCAUUCUUUUCGCUGCUGUAUGUGUUCAGUCACGUAGCCUCCACCUUGGAGGAUGCAGACGAGCGGAGCCGGAAAGCAGCGCGGCUAACCGACAGGAGCUCUCGUGACACCGUGCAGCUUCUCAGGAAAAGUCCGGGACCGGCAGGCCUUCGGGAAAAUGACAGGUGUAAAUCACUGUCAGUUUCUUACUGGAAUCCAUAUUGGAGACUGCCAGCUGAUGUGUGUGGAGUGAACUGCUUUUUGGAAUCAUCUCUUAGAGAGAAGUCAAGAUCUGAAGCCAGGAAACAUAGUGAUGAUGACAGAAUUCAUCUGGCUGUUGUAGCCUGUGGGCCCAGGCUCGAGGAGACUCUGAUCAUGCUGAAGUCUGCUGUUCUGUUAACCAAAAACCAUCUACACUUCCACAUAUUUGCUGAGGAUGAUUUGCAUGAUGGCUUCAGAAAUGCUCUGGAUUCCUGGCCCACGAUGAUUCAGACCAGGUUUAAAUUCACCAUCUACCCAAUCACCUUUCCCAAAGAAAACAUGAAUGAGUGGAAGAAGCUCUUCAAACCUUGUGCAUCUCAGAGGCUUUUCCUGCCGCUAAUUCUGACAGAUGUGGAUUCUCUGCUCUAUGUGGACACUGAUAUACUUUUCCUCCAGCCAGUGGAAAGCAUCUGGUCACUUCUAUCUCACUUCAACUCCAGCCACUUAGCUGCCAUGGCUCCAGAGCAUGAAGAGCCUCGUAUUGGCUGGUAUAACCGCUUUGCCCGCCAUCCCUACUAUGGCAAGACGGGCAUCAACUCAGGGGUCAUGCUCAUGAACAUGACGCGCUUAAGGGCAAAAUCUUUUAAGAAUGAUAUGACAACAGUUGCACUCCGAUGGGAAGAAAUUCUGAUGCCUCUACUCCAGAAGUAUAAACUCAAUAUUACCUGGGGGGACCAGGAUCUUCUUAAUAUCAUAUUUCAUCAUAACCCAGAAAGUUUGUAUGUGUUCCCUUGUCAGUGGAACUACCGUCCAGACCAUUGUAUUUAUGGCAGCAAUUGUCAACAGGCGGAACAAGAAGGUGUAUCCAUUCUCCAUGGUAACAGGGGUGUUUACCAUGACAACAAACAGCCAUCAUUUCGUGCUGUAUAUGAGGCCAUUCAAAAGUAUUAUGGAGAACACAUGAAAAGCAUGCAGUUGAAGGAUAAUUACUGA